GUGGUUCUCGAAAAGAUGCAACCUCAUGCCCACUCCUUUCAAUGAUGAGUCUUGCCCUGUAACAUGCAUAUCCGCCAAUGGCCAGCUAUUCUCAGCCUCCCGGUCUGGCUGCAACUAGCUUGCGUCAAUGCCGCAUUCGGCGGUGGCGGUGAUCACCCAUAUGACAGCGAUGUCCUGAAGCAGCAGGAAUCUCUCUUCGGACUCUGUCCGGACUACACCAGCUAUGCCCGUCACAUACACAAACCUCUCAGCGGUGGACCGCUACAACUACCCUUUCAAAGACCACACCCGAGCUGCCGCAAGUUCUCUUCGCCCGCCGUGGAAGAAACAAUAAAUGACCUCUAUCCUCGAUUCAAAGAUGCAGAUCUCGCGCAGAUAUUUCAAAACGCGUUUCCAAACACCCUCGACACAACGGUGCUAUGGCACGUAGAUGGAGAAAAGAGACAUGCCCCGCCGUCACGAUUACUGCGGGACAAAGACAGAUGGCAGGGCGCACACUCAUUCAUCGUGACGGGCGAUAUCAACGCAGAAUGGCUGCGGGACUCUACGAACCAAUUGGCACAGUAUCAGCUUCUCGCCAAAUCGGCUUCAGACAUCUCGAACCUCAUCCUUGGAGCAAUCAACACCCAGGCCGAAUUUGUGAUCUCUUCACCUUAUUGCAACGCAUUCCAACCUCCGGACCCAUCUCGUCUGGCUCCGGUGCACUCGGGUCAAGAUGACAUCGUCCACCCAGCCUACGAACCCACAGUUGUGUUCGAAUGUAAAUACGAACUCGACAGUCUCGCAGCGUUUCUGAAGCUGACAAAUGAAUACCACACGUCCACUGGCUCCACGGCCUUUUUGACAACUCGAUGGUUUAGAGCGCUUGAUGCCCUUUUGCAGGUCCUGGACGCGCAGGCCCAACCGACUUUCAAUCCCAUAACCGGGUGGUACGAACGAAAUGAAUACACAUUUAACCGAUUCACGCGCAUUGGGACCGAGACUCUCAACUUAGAAGGAACAGGAAACCCCUUGGCCGAUGGAACGGGCUUGAUUCGCUCUGCCUUCAGGCCCUCCGACGAUGCCACGAUCUUUGGCUUCCUCAUCCCGGCCAACGCGAUGAUGUCCGUCGAACUGUCUCGGGCGGCGAAAAUGCUGAAAUCCGCCAGUGCUGCAUCUACACGAGAACCACAAGCGACGCACAUGCUCCAAGUCGCGGACGACCUCGCACAGCGCGCAGAGACCAUUAAGGAUGGCAUCUACAAGCACGCAGUCGUCACCCACCCCGAAUUUGGACGAGUCUUCGCCUAUGAGGUCGACGGCUACGGCUCGCACAUCCUCAUGGACGACGCCAACAUCCCUUCCCUCCUAUCCCUCCCUCUCCUGGGCUUUGUCGACGCCGAGGACGAAAUCUACCAAAACACCCGACGCAUGAUCCUCACCCAGCGCGGGAACCCGUACUUCCUGUCGGGCUCUAAAUUCCAGGGAAUAGGCGGUCCGCACAUCGGCCUGCGCAACGCGUGGCCCAUGUCCGUCAUUGUGCAGGCCAUGACGUCGACUUCCGACGCUGAGAUCCUCGAAUGUCUCGACAGAGUCAAGAACGUGAGCGUCUUCGGCUUGAUCAAUGAGUCCGUCGACGUGCACCGGGGCGUCAAGCGUGGAGGCGGAGGCGAAGGCAUGACGCGCAGCUGGUUCGCCUGGGCCAACAGCGUCUUCGCCCAGGCCGUCCUGUGGCUCGCGGAGCACAAGCCAGGCCUCGUCCUGAAGGACAACGACGAUGGAAGCCCGCCCAAGGGGUAUCGUGUCGGCGUCGGCUGGGUGGAAUACUCUGUAUGAUUACGGAUGGUUUUUGACGAAGACUGAACGGAAUAAAAGCGAUUGAGAUGUGACAGCAUCCACCCUCAUCCGAGCAAGUGUGCCCUAUGCAGUUAUGAAGCGACGAUAAAUCAAUCAGUUCUAGAGACAGCAGCAGUCUUGUACAGUCUAGUCCACUGUGCUCUGCGUUCACUCGAUACUGUCCCCACUAAACGGUCCUUCAUUCGUGCUUUUGUGUAAGCACAGCGUAUAUAGCCUUCGACUUCCUGAGGAUGGAAAGGACAAGUAGUGGUUGAAUAUCCAGGGGCACUCGAGCACGUCUGAUCUUGUCUGCUGUACGGAGUACACCUAGGUAUAUUCUAUGCCGUCGAGAUUCGUAUGGAGCGCGUGGUACAGGUCGGACUCGCCUCAUCACAGCGCACGCAAUAUCCCAUGUUUGGUAUGCAGUAUCAUGUUAUGGUGUAUGAAGGAAAUAGGUUGGUGUGUGCGCUAUACAACCAUGUGGCCUGGGUCUUCUUCCCCAGCAGCC
Molecule: messenger RNA, 2323 nt
Organism: Cladophialophora immunda
Lineage: Eukaryota; Fungi; Ascomycota; Eurotiomycetes; Chaetothyriales; Herpotrichiellaceae
Exons: 2
Coding region: 64-1815 (583 amino acids)
Biological process (GO): carbohydrate metabolic process
Source: RefSeq, a predicted model, not a curated record